AGCAGAGAGAGACUACAGCAGAGAAGACAGAAGAGAGGGAAGGAGGUUGAGUCGCACUCCACAAGCAUGUGGUCGGCUUUCAACAAGGCCCUUGACUCCGUCCAGGAUCGCCUGGACGACGUGCUGGAGACAAAUGCGGCCGAGGAGCAGCCGCUACAAGGCGCUGAGCCACCGGCCCCUGCCAAUCCGACUAGGACUCAAGCACAUCGACAACCGCAGCAGCAGCAACUGCAGGCAACGCUGGCGUCGCGCGCCGUCCCGGAAGAGGCAUCAGGAUACCAGUUGCCGUCCCAGAAGCUGCGAGAAUGGCAGCGCGCCCUCGGCCUCUCCAUGAACUCUCGCCGCACGCUCUCUCGCCUCAAGGGCGAGGUUGCACAAGCAAUCGAGGACGUCCUCAAUGAAUGCGAGGUGACGGUUGCGACGUGCAGCGACCAGAGCGAUCAGAUGAAGGCACUGGAGGACGAACACGAGGCGCAGAACAAGGCCAUCAUCCGCAUGCAACAGACCAUCAAGGGGCUUGAGGCGCAGCUCAAAGAGAAGGAUGAGGCCCUUGAAAGUCAGCAGAAAGAGCACGAUCGCAAGCUGAUCCGCCUCAAAUCCCAGGCAAAGGCGAAAAUUGCAGCGCUCGAACAGAGGCUCAAGGGCAGCACGGCUGCGUCGAGUCGCGAGUCCACGUCCGAGACAGCGACGCCACCAGCAACACCGUCAUCAUCAUCGUCAUUGUCACCAUCCAUUGCAGCGGUGGAGGCAGAGGUGGAGGCACUCAAGGCAAAGAACGCAGAACUGACACAACAGUGCAGUGCGCUGCAGGCCGAGCUCACAGAUGCACGCAAACAACCCGCCAUGGUCCAGCAACAGCAGCAGAAUGACGAUGUUGCCGCAGGGACGCAGGAAGCAGCAGAGCUCGAGGCGCAGCAGGAGCAAGAGCAAAAGAUGCAGCAGCUGCAGCAAGAGGUCGCCAGGCUGGAGGCUGAGCUCUCUGCGAUGCGUGAGCUCGACCAAACCCGUGCAGAGCAGCUGAGCGAGCAGCGCACAGAGAUGACCGCGCUCGCAGAGCGUUAUACCACCACCGAAUCCCGGCUGAGGGAAGUUAAUCUUGAGCGGGAGGAGCUGCAGCGCGAGCUGUCGUCCCUGCAGCAAACACACGCGGCGCUUGACACCACACACGCGCAGAUGAGGGAGGAACGCGACGCGCUUGCUGCGGAGUUGACAGAGGCGACAACAACGAUUGAAACGCUGGAAGACGACAGCAUGAAGUUGCAGGAGCAAGUGGACACGCUGCAGCAGCAGCUAAAGGAGAGCGAGCAACGGCAGCAGCAGCAGCAGCAGCAAAACGAAGAGAAGCAAGAAAAGGAAGAAGAAAAGAAGCCAGACCAAGAGACACCGCAGCAGCCACAGCAGCAACAGCAACAAGAAGAGGAUGAAAGUGGUGACGAGGUGCGGCGGCUGCAGAGUCAGCUGGAGGAGCGAGAGCUGCGCAUUGACGAGCUCCAGCAGAAGCAGGACGAAAUGAUGGAGCACGUGGCAAAGGAGGUGGCCGCGCGCACGUUUGAGGAGGCGACGCAGGCGCACGCAGAGGAGGUGCAACGACUGCAGCUGCGCACAGAGGAAACGGCACGCGAGCUCGAUGCAGCGCGGGAGGAGGUUGAAACGAUGAAGGAAGAGGUGAAGGCGAAGGACGAGGAGGUGCAACGACUGCGUGCAUCCGUGGAACAAGCAGGAAGCACACAGGCAGAGCAAGUGCAAGAGCUGCAGCAACAGCUUGAGGCAGCGAGGGAGGAGCUGUCACUUCGGCGGCAACAAGAGGACAACCUUGCGCGCACACAGGCGAACAUGGCUGGAGAGCUGGCGUCAGCGCAGGAUGCCGUGUCCGCUUUGGAGGCGCAACGCAAUGAUCUGCAAACGCGCCUGCAAUUGGCGACGGAGGAAGUGGAUGCGUUGCAAGCCGAGCGCACGCAACUGCAGACACAGCUGGCUGCACAGGAGAAGGAAGUGGCACGCCUGCAGCAAGAGGCGGCGAUGGUCAACGAGCAAAUGCAGACGUCAUCUGUGGAGAAGCAGGAGGAAACGGAAGCGCUGCGGGCGCAGUGCACGGACCUGCACACUGAAAUCAGUCGUCUCAGAAAGCAGUUUGCAUCCAAGGACUUGGAAGCACAGGACGAGUUCCAGGGUGUUGUGCGGGAGCUUCAGGAGGAGCUGAAUGAGCGCUGCAAACAGCACGAGACAACGAGCGAACAGCUCAGCGCAUGCCAACAGCAACUCAAGGUCACGAAGACGGAGCAGCUGCAAGCGGCGGAGAAGCAGAUUGAGACGUUGCAUGUGCGGUUGCAACAUAUGGAGAGCGAGCACACGACCAACUUCGACUCCAUUACGCAACUUCGCGACACGCACCGGCAGGAGAUGGACAAGUGCCGGCUGGAGUAUGAAUCCAAGCUUUCCGCCAUACAGAGCGAACUGGAGGAUGCUCAGUCCAGGUGCCAGCUGCUUGAGACGGAGUCUGCUGAUCUGAUGCGAUCACUGGAGGAGAGCCAGUUGCACGCACGCGCGGUGGAGGCGCAGAUGGCGGAGCAGUCGCAGGCGCUGGCUGAGGCCCGGGAGGAGGCGGCGGCAGCAGCAGCACAGGUGGUGACGCUCAAGGAAGAGGUGGAGGUGACGAAGCAGCAACAACAACAACAAGAACAACAACAAGAACAAGAACAACAACAAGAACAACAACAACAAGAACAACAACAACAAGAACAACAACAGCAACAACAACAACAACAACAACAACAACAACAACAACAACAACAACAACAACAACAACAACAACAACAACAACAACAACAACAACAACAAGACGAGGAAGGUGGUGAUGAGCUGGGCAGUCUUGAUGCGUCCAUGGUGUCCAUCUCGCUGGAGGGCGACCAACCAUCCACAGACGUUGCCACAACAUCAACAGCAGCAGCAGCAUCAGGAAAAGGUGAUGAUGCCAGCGGAGCAAGCAAUGUGGUCGCGGAGGCCAUGCAACACGCAGGCAGAUUGGUUGGCGACGCGGGUGCUGCCGUGAGCGAUGUGAACGAGGCGCGUGAGCGCAUUGCACAACUGCAACAGCAGCUGUUGCGCACACAGGAGGCGGCAGCAAAGGAGUUGCAGCAGCUGCAGGCGCAGACAUCACGCCUGUCGAGUGAGAAGCUUGCGCUGGAGCAAUCCAUGCUGAAGCAGUCCAACCACGUGUCUGCUGUAGAACAGGAACUGGCACUGUUGCGACGACAGUUUGAACAGGGCGGUGACGGAAGUGGCGGCGCUGGCUCGCGUGAUAGCGUCACUGUCACUGUUGCGCAAUCAGAGGGAAGCAACGGCAACAAAGGCUCACCCUCGACUUCAUCAGCAUUCUCUGCGUCGUCACCAUCGAAGAAGGGGCCCUUGCUCCCGUUUUCGACCGCAGGUGCAUCUGCAAACAUGGCGACGGUGACGACCGGCCUUGUGAACUGCCUCAGCCUGGUGUCGGAUCGAAGGCUCAGCAAACGGGGUGCUGCGGUGUAUUUGGUUGUUGUGCACGCGCUUGUUCUCUUCAUGACCUUCCAUUGUUACUUGCUUGGCUGA
Messenger RNA from Salpingoeca rosetta, 3585 nucleotides. RefSeq lists its product as uncharacterized. Lineage: Eukaryota; Choanoflagellata; Craspedida; Salpingoecidae. Bases 67 to 3585 code for a protein of 1172 amino acids. The record is from RefSeq and is a predicted model, not a curated record. The transcript is spliced from 12 exons.